Lodderomyces parapsilosis is the source of this 1368-nucleotide messenger RNA. RefSeq names its product fructose-2,6-bisphosphatase. The record is from RefSeq and is a predicted model, not a curated record. Gene Ontology annotation, molecular function: ATP binding; 6-phosphofructo-2-kinase activity; fructose-2,6-bisphosphate 2-phosphatase activity. The transcript has a single exon. The coding region runs from base 1 to 1368 and encodes 455 amino acids. Lineage: Eukaryota; Fungi; Ascomycota; Pichiomycetes; Serinales; Debaryomycetaceae. Gene Ontology annotation, biological process: fructose metabolic process; fructose 2,6-bisphosphate metabolic process. Gene Ontology annotation, cellular component: cytosol.
AUGCCAGUGUAUUCUAUAUCCCACGUUGAAAAUGUUCGAGUUUGUGUGGUUAUGGUUGGUUUACCAGCUCGUGGUAAGUCUCUUAUAUCGCAAAAGAUAGUUCGAUACUUGUCGUGGCUAUCGAUAAAAUCCAAAUGCUUCAAUGUUGGGAAUUACAGGCGAGAGGUGGCUAAAGAUGCUGCCAUUGAUGCCGAGUUUUUCGAUCCAAAUAAUGAAAAGGGUUUGGCUUAUAGAAAACAAGCUAUCGAUUUAGCAAUCAAAGACAUGAUGAAUUGGUUUGUUGAAGAGAAUGGAGUUGUGGGGAUCUUGGAUGCUACAAACUCUACAAGGGAAAGGAGAGAUCGCAUUUUAAAGCUAUGCAGAGAAAAUUAUAUUGAACCUAUGUUUUUGGAAAGUUGGUGUGAUGACAAGGAACUCAUUUUGCAGAAUAUUAUGGAUGUCAAGACCACAUCUCCUGACUACGUCUCAAAGCCUAAUGAUUUUGCAAUGACGGAUUUUCUUAAAAGAAUUGAAUACUAUGAAUCAGUUUAUGAAACAAUGGAUGCAUCAACAGAUUCGGAUUUAACAUUUGUCAAGCUUGUGAAUGUUAAUGCUCAGAUUAUAUUAAAUCGAAUUGAGACCUACUUGGAAAGUCGAAUUGUGUACUAUGUCAUGAACUUGCAUAUAAAGCCAAGGAGCAUUUGGUUGUCAAGACAUGGAGAGUCAGAAUUCAACUUGACUGGUCAGAUUGGGGGCGAUGCUGAUUUGUCAGAACGUGGAUGGAGAUAUGCUAAAAAAUUGCCUGAGCUAGUACUCAAGUCGCUAGGCGAGGAACACAAACAUACCAAUUUAACAGUUUGGACUUCAACUUUAAAACGUACCCAAGAGACUGCUUCGUUUUUGCCAUAUAAAAAAUUACAGUGGAAAGCAUUGGAUGAAUUGGAUGCGGGUGAAUGUGAUGGAAUGACAUAUGAGGAGAUUGAAAAAACGUUCCCAGAGGACUUUAAAGCUAGAGAUGACAACAAAUAUGAAUAUAGAUAUCGUGGUGGAGAGUCUUAUCGGGACAUUGUUAUAAGAUUAGAACCUAUAAUCAUGGAGUUGGAGCGUCAAGAGAAUAUUCUUAUAAUUACUCAUCAAGCUGUAUUGCGUUGUCUAUAUGCUUACUUUAUGAAUGUGCCACAGGAGGAAAGUCCAUGGAUGUCUAUUCCCUUGCAUACGUUGAUCAAGUUGGAACCGAGAGCAUAUUCUACAUUGGUUUCUAGACUCAAAGCCGAUAUACCAGCCGUCAGCACAUAUAAAGAAAAGGGAACAUCACAACUAGGAGAAGCAAGGUCGGGAGAGACUAUAUUCAAAAGUAGGGAUUUAUUAAAUAGUGGUGACGUAGUUUAG